AGUUUCGUGAGGAUAAAGGAGUCUGAAAUUAAAUAUGUUCCUUGCUUCUCCCUGAUCCAAACGGAAAAGACCAUGGAGAGUUCGCGUAUUCUAGUCACUGGAUUGCCAAAAGAUACAACAGAAACUGAUCUUACGAUAUACUUUCAGUCUGUCAGGGAUUCCGGAGGUGGUGAUGUGAAGAAAAUCGAAAUCGAGGGUGGACAAGCAUUCCUUACCUUCGAAGAUGUGCAAGGUAUGUUAUAAUAACUUUAUAUGGCGAAGGCUAAGUAUCAUUUCAUAAGUCAUUCGUUUGGUCCGCAAAAAGAGGGGCACCAGCGAUAACUAGGCUGAACUAAACCGUUGUUCUAUAUGCUACGUCAACAAGCUGCGCUUGAUAAUUAGAAGUUUUACAUAAGAAAUAGAUAUGGCUGCUCUGAUAAAGUUUGUGUCCUGUGAGCAAAGGUCUUUCCAACUCCUCUGACUGCUAGGUACUAACAGUUCCUUGUUAGAUACAUUCAAGGGUAACAAAAGUAGGUAUACCCGUUAGUAAAUCAAAUGAAUAUAACUUAACAGAAGUGGAAGUACCUUUACCUUGGCUUACUCGUCAAAUUUUUGCUUUGAUUGUAUGAUUAAAUGUCGGCCUGUUUAAGUGAAACCAUGUCAGACAGAAAUAAUCGACCAAACAAGUGAGACCAGAUAUAUUUCAGAUAUUUUGGAAUAGGUAAUUUCGACACCUUGAAAUCGAAACUAAAAGAAGGAAGUGAAGCAGACCUUGAACUAUAGGAAGGUUCGCCAAUCAGCACUCAUCUGUUUCAAAUGUUGUGCUCCUGCCUUUCUAAAAUGGCCCGACUUCAACACUACUCUGACUAACAAGACUUCGUUUCAGACGUCGAAUUUAACCCAGUCGAAUAAAAACAGCUGUUACGGAAAGCAAAACUGAAACGCUGUGGCUAUAUGGCCGGUAACCGGUCAAGGAUUUCAAAACACUGAAUGACCCAAAUGACCGGCAGUCCUCUCUUUUCAGUAAAUUUCACAAAUCGAAAAAAUCCAGCUAAACCAAACUAUCAUUUGUCGAUUAAGAAAAGUCAAGCGAUCCUGAAAUGCUUUAUACCGAUUUAUAGAUCAGUCAAGAACAGGGUUUGGUUCACCCUGAGCUCAGAAGACGAACCAUGGUUUGUGACACUUAGAACUUUUUUCAGCUCGACUGCCGGUCAAGGUUUUCAAAACAGGUCGAAAUGACAGCGGCAGUCCUAUAUUCUCAGUAAAUUUCACAAAAUCGAAAAAUCCAAGCGACUCUAAAUUAUCAUAUGUCGAUUAAGAAAAGUUCAGCGAUCCUGAAAUGCUUUAUAGAUCUCAAAUACCGUAAAAUUUCGAAAAUAAGCCCCUCCAAAUAUAAGCCCCCCAAAAUCGUAACGCAAAAAACAUUCGUUAAAUCGCCCCUCCGAAUAUAAGCCCCCCGGAGGGCUUGUACUUGGAAUUUGCCCUCGAAUACAAAGUAAAACAAAACAAACUUGGUAAAUUUCCUUCCCACUACAAGCUACCAUAAUCGAUUUUGAAAUGCAAAUUUCCCUCCGUGCAUAAGCCCGUCCAAAAAUAAGCCCCUCAAAAAGGGCUUUUGAUGAGCCCCGGGGCUUAUUUUCGGAAUUUUAUAAAAACAAAUAAAACGACCAUAAAUCGGACGUGGGCCACACAGGAGAGACGUAACAUGCAUUUUAAGUGAGGUAAGCUGUUUUUAUUGAAAUCCUUUCAUUUUCGUAGGUUACAGAAACGAUAGGUUUUUUUCCCCAUACAAAUCCUUAUAUUUUGAAUGUUAUGCAACAAUGCCGAUGUUCGCCGAUGCUCAUAUUUCAAGCUUGGGCUACCUGUAGGCUCAGAAGACAAAACCAUCUUUUGUGACACUUAGCACUUUUUUCAGCUCGACUGGCGGUCAAGACCGGUCAAGGAUUUCAAAACACUGAAUGACCGGCAGUCCUAUAUUCUCCGCAAAUUUCACAAAUCGAAAUAAUCCAGCUAAACCAAACUAUUAUUUGUCGAUAAAGAAAAGUCUAGCGAAAUGUACUGUAAUAGGACUGCCGGCCAUUUAGUGUUUUCAACACCUUGACCGGCAGUCGAGCUGAAAAAAGUUCUAUUAGUGUCACAAAACAUGGUUUCGUUUUCUGAGCCCAGCGUAAACUAAACGCCAGGCUGACUUUUCUUUAUCGACAUAUGAUAGUUCAGAUGAGCUAGAUUUUCUCGAUUUGUGAAAUUUACUGAGAAUAUAGGACUGCCGGUCAUUUAGUGUUUUGAAAACCUUGACAGGCAGUCGAGCUGAAUUAAAUUCUAAGUGUCACAAAACAUGCAUGGUUUCGUCUUCUGAGCCAAGCGUAAACCAAACGCUAUACUUGAGAUUUAUAAAGCGUUUCAGGAUCGCUUGACUUUUCUUAAUCGACGUAUUAUAAUUUAGAUAAGCUGGGAUUUUUCAAUUUUGUGAAAUUUAAUGAGAAUAUGGGACUGCAGGUCCUUUAGUGUUUUGAAAACCUUGACCGGUUACCGGCCAUAUAGCCACAGCGAAACUGAAAAAUAUAGAACGGUUUAGUGAACUCAGAUUCAGUAAUGAAUUGAUCAUGAGAUCGGUACCUUGCCUUGCCUUGCAAAGCAUGACUUGGUUUCACACAUCGUGCUUCGCUACUGCCGUACUAUAGUCGAAUUAAAUUCGAUCAACUAAAUUCGGCACAGCAGUAGCACGACGUCUAUUGUUAUCGACACAGUGAGUCAGACAUACAUGUAUCAGGGGCACCCAAUGACGAGAAUAUAGUUCAAAACCACUUAGACAUAGCAUUGUUAAGCGUACCGUAUUUUAGUAUUUAAACGGUAAAUAUAGGCAUAUUUUUAUCCCCUAAAAUUUUUUCAUCUGUUUGGAUUUCCUAGCUGAAAGUCUAGUGAUCCAAAAAUUAUAGGGAUCAAAACUUACGUUUUCGAAAUUUUCGACCAGAAAAAAGGCCCCCGAAAAUUCUAGGUGACCUUGUUAGGGUAAAAAUCCGUAGAAGAUGGGCAAUUAUACCAUUUUUUUGAUGUUCGAAAAUCCUAGGAGAGGCAGGCAAGGAAGAGAUUUUACAACAAAUGUUCCGAAAAUUCUAGAUCUCAAAUCGUCCUCCGAACAGAUAUUUUCUGAAAAUUGACGUUGGGUGCCCCUGAUGUAUACGUGCUGUAGAGUAAUAAACAGUCUACUCUGAAAGUGCUGAUCAUGUGCAACUGCCACGAAAAGGAGCGGCGGACCUGAUCAAAAAAUAAUAAUAAUUUCAUUUAUUCUUCUUAAGUCUAUAAAUAAUGGCAAUGAGUGGAGUCCAAUUCGGUUUGUAACUCAUACCAAGUGAUUGUUGCCAGCGAGCAGCCUUGCGUCUUGCGAUGCGGCGGCCUAAUAAAGCCGUGCGCGAAAUUAAUAAAAGUUCAAAGGCAGAAUGGAUCUCGAAUCGAUGUAACAUAAGAUACUGUAAGGUAACUUUUAUGACGUAAUGCAGAAGAGAGAAUGAAUUGUUUUCGAGCGAACAAAUGAUACAGAACAGAGAAUCCUAUAGCCGUGUUCCAUGCUCAUCCCGUCAUCAACCAAUCGUCGGGUGAAUUCAUUUGCAUUAUUUGCAUCAUACGCGCAUAGCUGUCUCAUUUGCCCGCCGGAUUUUUUUAUUGCCUGCCGCCAAGAAAAAAUAUUAACGCCGCAAACGUGUGUCGUUGAAGCAAAAUUAUUCGGAAGGCUUCUUCGGCGCACAACUGAAUCUUUUUCUUUUCUUGAAAAUUAGACCUCCUAAGUUGAAUAUUCGAGGACUUUAAUAUGAUUUUUCGAGGAUUCUAAGUUCGCUUCAAAGACCACUAAAUUUUAUCUAAAAAGACCUGUGUGGAAAUAGGAACUUCACAUACCUCGAAGCGUAUACUAUUCGCGACAGUCCCUUUGACGCUCGCUGAAUAAGCGACGGAGAAAUGGAAUCGCACCAGGAAGUUGAAUGUUAGAUACGUCCUAAAGAACCCAGACACUUGCCAAAACUCAAAACCGGGUCCCAAAACUCAAAGAAGAGAAAACCCAGUUCUCCAACACUGAAACAAGUAGACUUCUCAUACUUACUGACAGCUGGGAAAGGAGGUCUUUCAGGGAAUAGCAAAAGGACUGCGUAGUAAAAAAUCAAUAGGCUGCCAGCCCUUGAGCGGUAACAAGCAAAUAAACCGGAGAUAAAGGUCCAAGGUAAAAAGGAAAACCUAAGCGCAGAGAAGACGCGAGAAAACCCACCCAAGGGAUGGCAGCCUGAGCGUCAGUAAUCCGACUAGGGUAUUAGACAUCCUUUCAGGCUACCAUGGAAGGGCAGGAAGAAAAACAUUUGAAAUGACGGAAGAAAAGGCAAGGAACGAAUAGCACUCGUUAAGUAAGAGAGUAGAAAAACAUCUAGGAAAACAAGGGAGCAAAUACACUGGGACAAGGGAGUAAACCCGCAGAACUGGAGGCCCUGAGACAAACCACGGGUAUCAAAUUACCGAAACAUAAUCAUGAUUCAAAAUCUGGCAGGAGCCGAGGAAAUAACACCAUUGUAAACAGCUAGCGGUGUUAUUCGUACUUUACCUAGCUAUCUGCGGUUUGUGCAGUGCUCUUCCCUCAGCCUCCCGUUAGGUUUUAGUGCUUUCCCUUCGGCUCCCGUAGUUUGUUGCACGCUCUCGUUGUUAGUAAUUUAUGUUUUCCGUGCUUUGCCUAACGAACACCGGGUUUGUGCAGUGCUAUUCCCUCGGCUCCCGUAAAGUUUGUUGCACGCGUUUGUUUUAUUUGCUUUACUCAGGAAUUUUUGUUUUGCGUGCUUUGCCUCACAAACACCGGGUUUGCGCAGUGCUUUCCCUUCUGCUCCCGCAGUUCGUUGGACGCUUUGGUGUUAGCAAUUUAUGUUUUGUGUGCUUUGCUUCACAAACACCGGAUUUGUGCAGUGCUAUUCACUCGGUUCCCGUAAAGUUUGUUGCACGCUUGUGUUUAUAAUUUUGCUUUAUUCAGUAAUUUUUUGUUUUGCGUGCUUUGCCUCGCAAACAUUGGGUUUGUGCAGUGCUUUCCCUUCGGCUCCCGUAGUUUGUGGCACGCUGUUUUUGUUAGUAAUUCAUGUUUUGUGCUCUUUGCCUCACCAUCAUCGGGUUUGUGCAGUGCUUUUCCCUUCGGCUCCCCUCGAGUUUACACCCUUUUGUUUUUCUUUGUUUUAUUGAGUUUUUUUCUUUUGUUAUGCGUGUUUUACCCAACAAGCUCAGGUUUGUGCAGUGAUUUUUUCCCCGGCUCCCUUCGAAUUUGCACGCUUAUUUUUUGCUUGUAUUAUUCAGUUUUUAUUUUGUUUUCUGCGUUCUUUCCCUCGCUAACUUAAUCUUCCUUCGAUUCCCGUAAAGUUGGUUCAUCACUUUUGUUGCAUUUAUGCUUUAUUUGGUCAAUCUGUUCGGCGUGUUUAAUUUUACACUAUUGGGUAAAACAAAGGCAAAACAUAAACGUGUAAAAACCUUACGGGAGCCAAGGAAAGGGCAGUAAACAAACUGGGCGUAGAGCGCACUGGCGAGUGGGCCGUUUGAAGCAGAGCUAGAGCUUUUGUAACAUUGGCUGGGGCGGGACCGGUUCGUCAGCCAUCUUAAUAAAACAAGAAUCGGGUAACAGAGCGAAUGGAUUCUUGCGCGAACUGGGAGAAAUGAGAUGCGGAGCUCUUAUUUAUACUCGCGUUGCAAGGGACUGGCGCGAAUAGCAAUUAGCUAUAAUUAAAAGUACAAAAUCCACAGUCGUCUGAUUUGUUUUCAAUCACGCGUAUGAUUACAGACAGAAUUGGACGACAGUACGGUGUGAAAGAUUUUCAUAUUUUUUGAAAAAGGCUCGUCUGUCUUGAAACCUCUUAACGGGACGUUCUAAGAGACUAAGAGAAAUUGGUUCUCAAAAGAGAAUUUCGAGGAUUCAAAGCACUUAAUUCUUCAUCGUUUGCGUUAACUGAGAGUCUUCUAUCAAAACUGCUUUUAAAAGGAAGACAUUGAAUUAAAAAAUUAUUGAGUCUGGUAAUAAGUCGGUCCUUCAGCUACUGCCGAAGUCCUGUUUCAAGUCAAAGAAGGGGCGGGGGGUCUGCACAGCACUGCUUUAAUAUGACAUUUGCAUUUUUAUUUUCGGUAGCUGCCUCAAGGGUUGUUGGAAAGCGAAAGCAUCUCUUUAAGGGCCGAUACCCUUUGAUCGUAUCACUUCUACCAGAGGAAGUUGAAUCCAGUCCUGAAGAUGAAAGGGAAGAUACGCUGACAAACGAUCAAGAGAAAGAUUCACGUGACAGAGAGUCAAAUGUGGGUAAACCUUAAUGUUCGUCCAAAGCGCAAUUUCUAUAAAACCGGCCUGAAAUCUAAAACAGCGUUUGAGAAGGAAAGAUGUACAAAAACGAAGCAUAUAGUAGCCAGUAUUCUUAAAAGCCAUAAUCGCAUUCUGGUUUUAAAUUAAUUUUCCUAGACCUCGUUGUAGUCUGUGAUAGAGCCUGAUCGGUACUUACCCUAUUACAUCACUGAACACUCAAUGUAACUACGCGACUUAACGUGUUUCACUAAAACAAAGCAUGGUUGAUCCAGAGUGUGUCACAAAACCUUUCUCAGUCUUGUUUUCUUUUACUCUCAGCAGUCCCCAUAUGGAAAUAGCCAGUUGACCAACGAAAAGGAAGAAAAACAAAAAGUUGGUGAGGCUUGGCCAGUGCAAGAAUUGACAACGCAACGUGAAGGAUGUCCACCAUCACAGUGCACAGUUAAAGUUGCAGGCCUAUCGGAAGAUAUAUCAGAAGAUCUGUUGACAAUGUACUUCGAGAGCACAAAACGAUCCAAAGGAGGUCCAGUCCGUAGUAUUGACAUUGAUCGCGAUUUACGGGAAUGCCUUAUUACUUUUGACUCUCCUGAAGGUAUGUCUAAAACCCUAAUAAACAAAAGAUGAAAAAGUGAAAUGAAAAAAUAAAUCGAAGAAUAAAUGAAGAAAUAUGAAGAAAUAAAUCGAAGCAGACUUUAUGCAAUGCAACACUGACGAUUUCUCCUUCUGACUGUGAAAAUGUCUUAUUUCAGAUGCGGCGAGAACUAAAGACAAUUCUCCCCACAAAGUGAAUGGCCUAUCACUUGAAGUUACUUUGUUCGCGGAAGAAGAGCAAAGCCUUGUUCUAAACGCUGAGCAACCAGAGUCUGAUGACGAAACGAGUAUUACGAUUGUUGUAAGCGGAGAUUUACCUUCGGAAGACGCCCUGCUGAACUACUUCGAGAAUGCGAGGAGAUCCGGGGGAGGCGAAGUUCUCAACAUGGAUUAUAAUGAUGAGGGAGAUGUUGCGAUUACGUUUGCUGAAGUGAAAGGUAGGGGAAGAAUGGAUUGAGAAACUAAGUACCAGUUUUAAAUGGUACGUUAAAUAUGCAGCGAAACCUCUCUCUAAUCUCACAGGUAAGUUAAAGAGCUGCGACUACCAUGUUUAAUACCUCGGCUUAGUAUUUAGCCUGCGUAGCUGGCGGUAUUGUGUAGUAGUCGAGUGAGAUUUGGCGGCGGAGCCGUUGUAAUAUAGUCGAGUGAGAUUUGACGGCGGAGCCGCCACGAGCGGCGAAGCCGCCUCGUCCCUACUCCCUGUUUUUGGAACACGGCUCCGCCGCCAAAACUUUAAUCUCGCACCCACACAAUACCCGCCAGCUACGCAGGUUUCAUUAUAGUAUUUAACCGUCUAAUUAUUUUCUGGUCCGGUUUGUUCAAAGUUUGCCGUUACUAUUAGACAUAAAUCGGGUCAAUAAAUAUAAUAUAUAAAAAUAAUGGUACCCAAAUCGCUUUGGCUCUUAAGAUUACUCCCCCUCCCACUCUCAUUCCCCCAGAAUGAACAAAUCUCACGGUGUUGAGAUAUGGAUAUGGACACUGCACUAUGUAUUUUCAUGAUUGCAGAUUUAAAGCGGCUUCUUGAGGGUCCACACACCAUUGAUAAAAAACCUCUUAAAGUGAUAAAGCAGCCUCCAAAGAAAAAAGUCCCACUGGACCCACUAAAAGUCCAUGUUCAAGGACUUAACGAGAAGACUACGAAAGACUCGCUGUGCUUGUAUUUAGAGAAGUUCAGCAAAGUAGACGUGACUGAGGUGUACAUGGGCUGCAACAAUAACGCAAUGGCCGUUUUUGAUGCUGAACCAGGUAAUAAUACCUAUUCAUAUAUUUUAUUGUUGUUCUUCUGUGAACGAUCAAAACUGUAUUUAUCCAAAAGAAAGUUAGCGCUUUUUCAGUGUCUUAAUAUUUGCUUGUGAUUUUGUGUGUUUUGGCCCACUCGUGAAGUUGUACAAUUUCUGCUGCAAAGUUUUAAGGGCAUACCUUCUUUUGAAAGCACAGUGUUAUCCUUGAUCUAUGCAUGCAGUUUGAGAGUAGUUAAUCGAUUUUUUCAUAAAUUGAAGCUGUUUAGGCUGAAUUUACUGUAAAAAUUGUAAACAAAUUCUUUAUUAAUAAUUAACGAGCCACAAGAGCACAUAAAAGGAUACCCGGACUCACUGACAUGAUUUUCUGGGCAGCGACUUGGAAUGGUUGCGUAAAGGGUUUUAGUAGGAUACCCAAGAUACUUGUAAUUCCACUAAUUCUACUGAUUGCAAACUUUUUGGAGCCAGUUACAAUCAGCUGGCACAGAAAAACUGACAGGACAAGUUUAUUUCAAGUUUUCAAGUUUAUUUACUAUCAAUAUAUUUACAACUUUUACAAACAAUCCGACUGACCUGCAGGUAGCCUAACUAAUCAAGGUAGGUCAGUCUCGCAAGUUCUAACUAUUACAGAUUUCCGCAAAAAAGAGUUUGAAAAAAAGUCAUUAACAAGGUAACAGUUUUGCAAAACAGAGAGAGAAACAUAUAUUAAUUAUUAUUAUUCUUUCAAAAUAUUUCCCCUAUUCUUAUUGGCUAAAAGCACACGUUUAAUUCACCAUAACCAGUUCCUGAUGACCAAAUUUGGAAGAAAUUUGACUUUAACGAGGAAAUGACGUCAAAAAUGCAGCGUUUUCGCAGGUUGAGGCACCGUUAACCGAGAAGACCUGGGGACGAGGUUGAGUUGUUUUGGUUGUGAACUUGAAAAAAUGGCGGACAUUUCACUCGUUUCAAGAGUAAGAACUAGGCGAAAAAAUAGCUAAAAACAUGGCAAGAACAGCAAGAAGACAACUCGAAGGGCGACACCUGCUACUUGGAGAAUAUUUGCGGAGCUGGACAAACCUAAACGUACACUAUCGAAGAUGAACUGAACAUCGAUGGAUCGAUAGAGGUAAGAAUGUUUCAGCUAUGUUUUUAAACUAGGAAUUAUUUUGAAUGAAUAAUAAAACAGUUAUUGAAUUCGGCUUUCGUAUCAUAUGAAGAAUUAUGGAGAUCUCGUAGGGUAUUAUCCGCCUCGGCCUAUGGCCUCGACGGAUAACACCGUCCUCGAUCUCUAUAAUUCUUCAUAAGAUACUCCGCCUCAUUCAUUAACUGUUAAAUAUGGUGGCACAUUAAAUCAAAAAAGGAAUACUUAAGGCCACAAAAAAAAUAAAAUAAUUAUCUGAUGAAUUAUGAUAAAAAUCAACUUUAUCCCUUACUACUGGCGACGUGUGAACUUGCACACGAUGAGAUUUGGCUUAUUUGAAGCUUUCCUUACGGGGACACGGUGAGCUGUGUCAAUAUCCAAAAUGGAAACUUCGUUGAUUCCUAAUGCCGAGAAUAGUCGAAGGCAGAGGUUGGCUGCUCACGCGCCCCAUGACCGGCGUGCCAACAAUUUUGAGGCUGUGGUCCUCGAACGAUUCGAUGGCAGCGGCGAUUUUGUUGCCAUUUUGAGAAACCUUGUCCACUCUUAAUUUUACUGAAUUCUUGUUGCUCUUUUACCAGCGCGUCAUACUGGUCACUAAUAAAAUUAUACUGACUUCUUUUUGUCACACGACAAAUCCGCGUCGUUUGUACUUGCAACUUCUUCGCCAGCUCCAUGCCUGUUUUCUUUACCUUCAAGUUGAGUCCGUCAGUUUUUGUAUUUUUACAUUUAGUUCGCUAAGUUCAUUUCUUAAGGAUUGGUUUUUUUGUCUUAGCUGUUUAGUUUUCUCUCUGGUCAUUGCGUCACAAUCUAGAAAAUCUUAAAAUUCAACAGUUCGCGGAGAGUUUAUGAACGUGACUGCUCAGCUCAAGCGUACGCAUACGUUUCUCUCGGAAAAAACGUUAUAAAUAACUUAUGUCACUUGUGGACAUAUUUUUCUACUGCUCUACUGUUACUCGACAAAUAUUAUGUCCUGUUUCUGUUUCAGACUUCGUUGUUCUUUUUGAAAAAGUCACCAAAGACAGAAGAGGUCUGGAGGGGAAGCAUGUUCGAUUGGACCGCGUGCCCGUAUGUUCUUGCAUUCAUGUCAAAGGACUUAGAAAGGAAACAUCAGAUGAAACCAUAGCUCUUUACUUUGAAAACAUGAGAAGGAGUGGAGGGGGGCCUGUCAGCCUUGUGGAAAGAUUAGAAAAAGACCAAGUCUUGGUGUAUUUUGAGAAUCCAUCCAGUGAGUAGAACUAACUAGAAAAUUAGAACUGACUGAAAAAAUUGUGGAAGCUGUUUUUAGAUGACGGCGGGAAUUUUUUUUACCGGAGGAGGACGAACGCGGGCCACCGUGUGGAUAGGAGAAAGACUUUGUCCCAUCUCAUCUUCCUUCUCCUCCUCGAUCCUCUUUUGAGAAAUGUUCUCUGUACAUUGCACGAUGAGUGGAAGGAAAAAUGGAUAUUCUCUCGGGAAAACAUUAAAUUUCGAUGAAGAAAAGUGAGGCAUGCUGAGUCUUUUUCGAAGUGUACAGGUCCGACUAUAAUUUUGCACUGAGCAUGAACACUGUGACAGCUUAAACUGGAAGAAGUAUAAAGCUAAGUUUUUUACGAUCGUAUUUAAUGUUGUCACUUCUUUAAUAGUUUUUUUUCUUUUUGGAUUCAGGCCUCGAGACCGUUAUCAAAAGAAGCCAUGUCCUUGAACGACAACAGUUGGACGUAAAACCCUACUAUCCUUUUCUGGAGAAUUCAUCAACAAACAAAACCGAUAUUGCCUUUGAAGCAGAAGUAUAUGAUUAUGUCAACAAGUACCACCAACGAGAAUUACAAGCACUGCUUGAAGAACAGAAGGUACUGAUUGAAUUUUCAGAUGACUCUCAAAGAUCUACCAUCACGAUUUUUCCAUCAGAGAAGAAGAAGAAAGAAUCUCUUCAAUCGUGGCAGAAACGGGUGAGUGGCCUGGAAACAUUUUUAAACCGUUUCAAGAAAGUAGAAGUCCCCAUCGGAGCUGAACUGUUUGAUGAAAUUGUUCGACGAUGGAAGAAGCAAAAUGAAGUGAAUCUAACACAAGGAGGGUCUUCUCACAUUGGAGUAUCUUUCAAUAAACAAAGCCGAUGUGUGCAGAUUAUUGGAAGGGAAAAGUACGUGGCUGAAGAAGAGAUUAAAUUCAAACAGUCAAUCGACGCCGCUCACAAAGAUACAGAGCUUAUGAAGUCAAUAGUAGAGGUAGAAAUGACAGAUAUUCCGGAGUCACGCCUGGCCUUGUUGAAAAUGUGCGAUAUUGGCGGAAGACUUCAAAACAAACAUCAACAUUUAACCAUAUCUAUUGAUCUGAAAGGCAACAAAGUGCAUUUAAAGGGGCCUAGAAGCGUGCUUCAGGACGUUCAGUUGGAAAUCUAUAGGUUUAGUUCGAAUGUGACGGAAGAAAGCCUCGAACUUCCCGCGAACGUUAUAGCCGUUUUAAAGAACCCCCAAGUCUCGGACUUCAUAACGGGCCUAUUAAAAGAAAAGGAGAUCCAAGCACUCUUUAUUUACGAUCACAACAAAAGCUCAAACGAGGUUCUUGUGGUAGGUGCCGGCUCUACCAGUGUCAGAGAUGCUGGGAAAAUGCUACAGGAUGUAAUCCAGGAACGUAGUCUCCAGCUGACUGAUGAAAAUACGAUAGUUCUCGAAAGUCAUCAGUGGAAAGCUUUCCUGUCAAACCUGACCUCCACGAAAAAGGUUGGAAUUUUCGCAGAGCGCUAUUCCAGUACUCUAUGGGUAUGUGGAAUCGCAGAAGACGUACAGCUUUGCUUUGAUCGUGUUAAACAGUUCCUUGACGAGAACACCAUUUUACAUGACACCUUUCUUAUUAACCAAGGAAAAGCACGCUUUAUUUUCGAAAAGUGGGGAUUUAAGCUUGACAAAAUCAAGAAAGACCUUGCUACUUGUUGCGUUGAUUUAAGAGCUGCCCCUGACUGUGAGGGGAUUGAAGUUUCUGGGACGGAAGAGGGACUAGAACAAUGCGUUGCAAAGCUCAAAGAAAUUGAAAAGGCCGUUCAGAAAGAUUCUAUCUCCAUUGACAAACCAGGAAUGAAGAAAUUUAUUUUGGAAGAAAAAGGCUCCAAAUCACUGCGAGCAAUAGAAAAAAGCAGUAACUGUCUUAUUCUUACUUCAGAAAGAAACGAGCACGAAUUGUCAUUUACGGAUAUAGAGAAUACGAGAAACAGCGAUUAUGAAAUGUCCAGUGCAGAAUUCAUGUGCAGCUAUCUGACGAUAGAGGGAAAAAAGGUUUCUGUUUUCAAAGGAGACAUAACGAAGCAACGUGUGGAUGCCAUAGUCAAUGCAGCCAACAGUCAGUUACAGCACGUGGGAGGUCUUGCUCGUGCCAUUGUAAAAGCGGGUGGUCAAGAGAUUCAAAGUCAAUGCAACGAAUAUAUUCAAGACAAAGGCGAUCUUUUAGAGGGACAGACAAUGAUAACUAGCGCUGGAACACUACCGUGUGAUAAAGUCAUACACACGGUUGGAACAAGGUGGGACUCUUGGGAAAGCCAAGAAAAAAAAGAAAAGAAAAAAAGGUUGUUGAGGUACGCCAUUACAAAUUGUCUUAAGACGGCCAAAACUUCUCGUUCAAUCGCCAUUCCAGCAGUCAGUUCUGGUGUGUACAGCAUGCCUCUUGACGUCUGUUCCGAAGUUAUCUUGGAUGCUGUCUUUGACUUUUGUGCAACAAACCCCUCCUGCCAACUAACAGAGAUUCAUCUUGUUAACGAUAAUGAGGCAACAGUAAAGGCCUUCGUGCAAGAAAUGAGAAAGCGAUUUUCAGGAAAAACCACGUUCGUCGACAAUGAGAAGCCUAGUAAGGAUUUAAGUUCCCGUAUAAAGAGUAGCAGCAGUGGAACUAAAGGAAAGCCGAAGAAGAAAUCUUUUUUUCAAACCACGCGAUGCAUUAACAUAGCAGUAAAAGUUGGUGACCUCGCCAAGGAAAAGGUACAGAGAAAUUUAAUCAACAAUUUUAAUGACUACAGAUAAUUCCAGGUCAUUACUGCGUACUUGAGGUACAGUCGACAGCUUCAGGGCUCCAAUUUUUUACAUCUUGAAAGUAGAGUUUUACAAGUUGAAAUGCAAUUUGUUGUUCUAUUUAAUCGAAUUUUUAGUUUACACUGUCCGACGUCAGUAAGUAGAUUCAACUGCCUGAGUUUAAAGGGAAUUCAAUAUAGCUCUUCAUAUUUUAGCGCUUUGGGGGAAGGAUGACUCUUUUUAAGACUGAAUUUAUGAAAGAAUCUUGGUAAAACAUUUUACGCAUAGUAACAAGAAUUUAUUAACAAAAAAUAGUUCAUCAAUCACCACCUAAUGUGAUACAUUAGUUUCUAAGGCAACGACGAUGUAUGUGUUUUCUUUUAUAGGCUGACAUUUUAGUCGGAACAGCAGGUCAGGAUCUGAAUUUAAGCAACAAUCCAUGUGCUCGAGCCCUGAGUGAAGCUGCUGGUCAGUGCCUUCAGCAACAGUGUACCAAUAACGGUCCGGUUUCUGAGGGUGACAUCGCCUUGUUAAGUCAAACGGGAAAUCUGAAUUGCCGAGCUGUUAUAUUUGCCGUUUGCUCUCACUGGAAUGAUGGAAGAGGGAAAGAGGUAUCAUCAUUAACAAUAAGCGUUACUAUUCUGUUGAUUGUUGCUGUAUUCACAUAAAUGGCAAUGAAAGAGAACGAGUUACUAUAGAUACAUUAGUUGCUGGACAACUCUCUCCAACCCGUGCCUUUAAUUUUUAAGCGGGACUUGAAAAAGCUCUCAAGAGAGAAAUUUUGUAGUUCGUAAAAUUUUCAUUUCAUUUCAUCUUUUUAGUCGUUAACCUUUGGAGAGAUUUUAGUCUGAUUGUAUUUUUUCAGUCGCCUAGCCUUUUUAGCCUUUUAACUUUAUAACCUUUAGCUUUUUAGAUUUGAUUGUUAUUAGUAGUUUUAAUAAUUUUUAAUCUUAGUCAGAGGACCUCCCUGAAAACCACUUAAUGUGUCGGGAGCUUCCUCUAUAAUGAUUAUUUUAUCAUAUUAUUAUUAUUACCAUUAGUUUUAAUAUCUUGAUUCGUAAACGUAUCUAUGGAAGCCUAAAUAUCGUUUUCGUAUUCUCUCUAAAUAGGCCAUUUAAGAUUUCCUGGGUAGUUUGUUUGCUCAUGAUUCAGAUUACACAUACGGCAUUAUAUGUUAGAGCAUGCAGAUUAUAUUUAUUUUUAUCAGUAAAUAAGAGGAACCAAUUCCUUUGAGAACUUAUGAAGUCAUCAUUCGUCGGGUUUUAAAAAAAACAUCCCAAGCUAAUAGGUCUAUUCAGCUCUCAGUUAUGAAAUGCGUUUCCAGCUGUUUCUUUUAUGAUGGUCUUGUCUUAAUUGCCCCCAUAUUUUCAUGUGACAUAAGCGGUACAUUUCCAUCUAAGUGUGUGAAAUUGUUUCCUGCUUCAGUCACUUAGGACCAUCAUUAAGAAGUGUUUACAGGAAGCAGACAAGAAGAAAAUGACGUCCAUAGCGUUUGCCGCCAUUGGAACAGGCGUCCUUCAGUUUCCUAGAGACCAAGUAGCCGACCUAUAUUUUGAUGAGGUGGUUUCGUACGACCAAAAGAACCCCAAAACCUCAUUGAGGGACGUCAGGUUUGUGUUGUUCCAUAAAGAUGCGCCAACUAUCCAGGCCUUCAAAACGGCGGAAUUAACAAGACAAGCCAUCGGUCUAAGUUCAGCUGAGGAAAGUGCUGCUUCAAAACCCAGAAAAGGAAGAGUGGUUACUUCGUUGUCAGCAAGUUCGUUGACGUUCUCCCCAAUGAAUGAACGGAGACCAGAUCAAUUAGAAACAACUGUUGGACCCUUGUGCUUUCAAGUGCAGGCUGGCGACAUCACCAAAGAGACCACGGAGGCAAUAGCUGUUAUUUCUAACUGUGAUUUAGACAUAGCUGCCAGUGGAACAGGCGCUGCAAUUUUGCGUGCAGGAGGAAAUGCUAUAACGAAGGAGUGCUCAAGGCAUGGCCGUCAGACCCCAGGCUCAGUUGUUGUUACAAAAGCCGGUAAACUAAAGGCAAGAUACCUUUACCAUAUCAUCCCAGCUGACCAAACCCCUGACGGGAUGAAACAGUCCGUGUUGCAAUGUCUUCAAGAAGCUGAGAAUAAUAGCAUUUCGUCGAUUUCAUUCCCAGCUAUUGGCACUGGCAACAUUGGGAUGUCUGCAAAAGCUUCUACCCAUGCAGUGUUGUCCGCUAUCCAGGAACUGAGCAAACAAAAACCAACGUCGUUGAAACUCAUCAAGAUGACAGUAUUCCAAGAGAGCAUGCUUAAGGAUAUUCGAUCGGCCAUGGAGGAGGCAUCUGGUGUGAAACCAUCCCAGGAGCCUGCUAAAUGGCGACAAGCUUUAAAAUCGGUGGCUAAUUUUGUUUUUGGAGGUAGCGACGACGACACUACCUUGACAGUACGUCCCCAGGAACUGGAUAACAGAGAGAUAUACUUAGAAGUUGUUGCUGGCUGUAAAGAGGAUGUUCAAGAAGCAUCGAAAGCAAUCAAUGAGCUUAUGAAAGAAAAAUGCAAACAAAAGGUGAUCGACAACGAAGAAAUUUCAAAUUUAACACCGGGACAUUUGCGCAAACUUCACACUUUGGAGCUUCGAUACAGUGUACAGUUAACCGUGGAGAAGGAGGUGGAACGAAUUGUGAUAGAUGGCCAAUAUGAAGAUGUUCUCCAGGUAUUUGGAGAAAUCUUGGAACUUCUUCACGAAGUUGAAAAAGACAAACACGAACGAAACCACGCUGAAAUGUUGUCGAAAGACAUACAGUGGAAAUAUGAAGAAGAUGGGACAUUUGAGGACUAUGAUGGAAACCUGAAUGCUCAAAUUGAACUGGCUUUUCAAAAGGAUAAGUCAAAAAUUGAAAUUCAGAUGGAUGAAGAAAACUACACAGUCAAAUUUGAUACAAUGACAAUGGAAGACGAAGGAGGCAUUGCCACUGGUGUUAAAAGAAUUGACCUUCGCAAAGGUACAAUGACUGCAUGCGCACUAUCAGUGAGUUUAAAUAACGCUUCCGUUUCCUUUUGUCAAAGUUCUUGACGUCUUUGUGAUAUGUUUUCUUGCUCGUUUUGUAUAUCACCUUCAUGGAUUCCAUCCCCGUUGGUUCUGAGACGGGUUAUGCAGCAUAGAUGACUUUUAGAGACACCGUUUAGAUGAAAUGCUCGUCUUUAAAAUAUCACACGUUUUGACUGGUUCCGCUUUUAACAAACCCAUCAAAGUUGUCAAACAUUUGUUAAAAACAUGUCAGAAAGGCGUCUAACUCAGUGAGACAGUUUGUAACUAGUAAUAAACAAAGGUGAGGGAAUGCGUGGCGAGACUGGUGCCAAAGCUCUUGCUCCAACGUUGUGCUUUGCGUACAUUUCGUAACAGAAGCGUGAUCAGAUCACGAAUGAGAAAAGUUCUAAACGUGACCAGAUUGCUUUCUAUGUAUUCCAUUCACUUUUAGUGGACGUCCAAACGAAUGCUGGUCACAUAAGUACCAAUCAUGUGUAAUAGCAACUUGAAGGCAUAAUAGGGAAGCAGACUCCGGCAAUAACGUAAUGAGUUUAUCAUUUUUUCUCUAGAUGUCGAGUUUCCACCUUAUUGGACAACCCAGCCAACCGAUUCCAGCGGGCGAGAAGAAACUGUGCAUCUUGUUCAGCUGGAUUCUGUUGUGAACGCUGAAGAAUACAAGAAAGUUAGCGAUCAGUUCCACAAAACCUGCCCCAACAACAUCUUAAAGAUAGAGCGUGUGCAAAAUCCGGCACUUUAUGGUGCAUAUAUAGUGUACAAGCAGACGAUGGACAAAACAGGAGGUCGAGGAAGCAACGAAAUGAAUCUGUUCCAUGGCACCAAAGGCCAGAAGUGCCAGCUAAUAAACCACAAGGGUUUCAACAGAAGUUUUUGUGGAGAAAACGGUAAGUCUAAUUAAUUAAAAUUAUAUGGAUGUUAAGAUUGUUUUUUUCUCUCUCUCCCUCUCUUCUAAUCAGCCGAAUACUUCUCCUCGUCAUCAGCAUUAUACUUUUGUACGCCUAAUACCGGUCUUAAGGUAACAGAAAAUAUUGAAAAAAAUCCAAAAAGAGAAAUCCGAAAACCCAGGGUUGCCUUUUGUCCAAAUCUGUAGCUUUUUCAAGGAAUCGCGAAACUAAUACCCUCAUCCCAAUACAUUUCCUAUUGAUUUUUCUCGUUUAUGAAUUCGAACAAAUACAAAAAGGAAAAAACCUUUUUGGGGUUGGCUUCAAAGUUCCAUCCAUCUUCCCCUUGUACCCGCACAUGCAUCUUAGAUUAUAUUAUAGCUGACCUAAAUCUAAUUAUCAAAUGAAAUAUGAAAUUAAUCUGAGCUUUACCAAUCCAUCAAUCCGUCCGUUCGUAACUAAGUAACUUUUGGAUUAUUUUCUUUGAAUUCCUAACUCUCUCAGCUGCUUGUUAUGGAAAUGGUGUGUACUUUGCCUUGAAUGCCUCCUACUCAGCAAGAUCUACCUACUCCCCGCCAGACACUAAUGGGUUAAGAUACAUGUACCUGGUAAAGGUCUUAGUUGGAGAGUACACAGUGGGAAGACAAGGUAUCCUGACUCCCCCAGUAAAGAAUGCUAAUAACGUAACCGACACUUACGAUACCGUUGUUGACAACGCCGCUAAUCCUGGGAUCUUUGUAGUUUUCUACGACUGGCAGUGUUAUCCGGAAUACUUAAUCACUUUCCAGUGAGACUGGUCGACGAAAGUGUCCACUGGAACAGUUACGAAAUGCAACUGAAAUAUAUCCGAGUAGUUAGUACAGAGGUAAAUUAUUUCUUAUCGCUUUAAAUUUCUAAAUUGCUUACAACCUGUAGGAUUGGAGCGUUUGAAAAUCUGCGAGUAUCGUGUUCUGCGUAAGGUCAGUCCUUCUGCAGGGACCACAAGCACCGUAUGUUACCACCAUUAAGACAUGUCUUAUGUAAUUUAAUAACGUCUUUAUUUAAAGUCCUGCCUAGAUUAGCAUUAUAGCUAUUUGCAGGACAUAAAGUAUUGUAACUUUAUAUUUGUUUAACUAAAUACAUUGUUGCUGUUAGACAACUAUGUCAUUAGGAACCUCCACUCAGUGAUGCAUCAAAGUAAAAAGGGCUAUGUGGUCGAGUCAAGUGAACUGCAACGAACAUUUAACUGGAGCUUAACUGCCAAGUAUUCGUUUCACCAAGGGCAGGCUAUUUUCAUGGCAGCCCUGCAUGUAUAUUUUCAGCUAGAUUUUCCCCUUACGACAGCAAGGAGGUCAAACCUUGUUCUUGGCACUAAAAACAAUAGCAGGUGUGUUUGCAAAGGUUAUUAAAAAUAGAAAGGAGAAGUGUGACGUCAUCACACCAUGGUGACAAAAUUACUGGAUCUCAACAAUCUUUUUUGACAGAGAUGGCUGUUCGCAUUGUCGAUCGAUGGAAGAAAAGUAUGGCUACUCUUUUUUUUCCUGAGUGCAAUCAUGCAUAGGAAAGUCAUACAUCUCAAUAUUUUCGUUUUUUAGCCAUGUUUGCAGGAGCACAAUUUGUUGAGAUCCAGCAGUAGUCAUGGAUCCAGAAAUUUUGCUACCAUGGCAACGCGAGACAACUUCUCAUCUCUGCAUCUCGAUAGAGGUUUCUUUCUCCAGGGAGAAAGUAACUGUAAAAACACGAAUCGAGCGGUCAGUGGCCACUAAUCAAGAUGGUCACGUUUUUUUGUCCGCUAAGAACAAAAUCUAAAAGAGGGGGGGGGAAGGAAGGAGAUGAAUUUGAAAACUACGUAAGAAGUACUCUGUAGAGUUGUUUUAUGAGCACUAAAUCAUUAUAAAGGUCAUAGUUUUUCUCUAACCUUACGCUCUGAGCAGCAUACUUAUCAUACACGUAGUUCCUGUAGUUAUUGAAUCUUCCCGUACAAACCAUUUUCUCCAGGUACAAGUGCUAAAUAUUUUUGGAACAAUAUUUCUUCGUCCAUCCACCCCAGGAAAAAAACAUCAAAAACCGCUGGGAAAAAAUUAUCUUACAGUUUUUAUCCGUUUGAUCUGAAACUUUGCAGGAUGGUACAGAUUUCCAUUGCGCAUGUUUUCCUUGUUUUGCUUUUUUGAUUUUAACGGUUUUUGGCGGGAAAAUGAGGACAAAAAGUUGACAGUAAAUUUUUGUGCAAAGUGUGCUGCACGUGAAAAAAUUGUUUUAAUUUUUUUUGUUAAUUAGACCUACUGACUUUUUUGCCGUUAUCGUUACCGUCGCCUUUUAGCAUUACACCAUUUUAUUUUUUGUUUGAGUAAACUACAAGCAACGGGAGCUUUGCUUUUUGCCCUGGCUAAAUCUGUGCUUGACGGGUGGGUCUCGCUUUAAGGGGUAAAAACGACUAAAUGGAAAAAAAAACUAUAUUCUUUCAGCUAUAUUUAGAAAAGUUUGUGAUUUGUUUUAUCAUCUUUUGUAGUUCCUCUCCUAAGGCCUUGGCCAAACGUCGAAUUUUUUAUGAGACGAACCAAACUCUAAUUUGGGUCGACAUAUAUUAACUUACGAUGGUUUGUUGGGUCAGACGUCGAACUUAGGACGCUUCGAACCGAAUCAACUGAAUCAGCCCAAGAAGUAAUUUUUAAAAGGAAUAAUAUCCUGAACGAAGCUAAAUAAACAAUAUCAUACAUAUUUUUAAUUUAUCAGUUUAGUUUGUCGCCUGUGAAGAUCGACGAGUGUCCCAGAGACGAUCUUCAGACGUUCUAUCCGUCUAAAGUAGAUGGGUGGGGAUAGAAUCAAUGUGUUGGACGAUCGCAACUCAUUCAGACGAACAUAACUGAACCAGACGUCGAACUUUUUCAUUAACUUAACUCACUAAGUUUGGUUCGUCUGAUGAACAGUUCUGACCUUUGGUCUAGGCCUAAGUGACGAAUAGCUUUACCAAUUACUCGUUCUGAUGGUAACAAAUAUUCAGGUUAAAAAUAGAUUUAUGCAAGUAGCCAUAUCUAAACAUUUUUGCCUUAAUUUUUCGUGUGAAAUAAUUAAGAGGUAGAAUUGAUCCGCAGGUAAAAAUACAAACAUUAGGAUACCUAUUACGCAAUAGUUCUAAUACACUUAACGCAGCAGCUAAUUGCUGAGUUUUACUAGCACUUUGAUGCUUAGGGGCACUUGUACUGCUACUUUCGGUGGAGGGCACUGUUGUUCUAAAGAAUGGUUAAGGAGAAUUAUUUAUAAACAAUUAUUAAUAAGUCACUGCAAGAGCCAUAUGGCUCUUGGUCAGUGAGUAAGGCUGAGGGAUCGCCAAAAAAACGUGGAUCAAAAAGGGAAGAUUAGAAGUGUUUGGCCUAAGCCUUCAUAGCCUGCGUGGCAGGCGUUUGAAAGGGAUGUCCCUAGACUUUGAAGAUGGUAGAAUAAAUGUAAAAGUAUAAAAAAUUUGAUUUACCAUCAUGAGUGCAAAAUGGUUCAUCAAUAGAGCAAGAUAUGAGGGUAAGAUCUCUGCAGACUUCCUAGAUCCUAGGGUUUUGCAAACCCUAACGUUUAUCUAAUCGGAGGAAUGACCCACUAAAUCUGUGUUUGUAGAAAGCCUUUUUUAAAAGAUUUUCUUUUUGACAAAGUUUGAUUUUUGUCUUGCCCCUCAUUCUAAAUUGAUUUGACUUUACGUGAAAAACUUAAUAUUCAAACUGUUGAAAUAACGGAUAAAGUUUCAAAAUAUAUUCUUUGUUAAGAUGGGGAGUCUAAUAAUAUAAAAACUGUUCCAAUACAGAAUACUUUGAUUUUUUCCCACAAACUUUAGAAUUUCCUACCGUCUUGCCCUGAUGACCCAUCAUGUACCCAAAAGCAUGGACCUCUAUUUACAAUACAUGUGUAUGGUUAUUA
Messenger RNA from Porites lobata, 20981 nucleotides. Lineage: Eukaryota; Metazoa; Cnidaria; Anthozoa; Scleractinia; Poritidae. The record is from the annotation of a GenBank genome assembly.